Molecule: messenger RNA, 2099 nt
Organism: Coffea eugenioides
Lineage: Eukaryota; Viridiplantae; Streptophyta; Magnoliopsida; Gentianales; Rubiaceae
Product: serine/threonine-protein kinase STY8-like
Exons: 16
Coding region: 189-1847 (552 amino acids)
Biological process (GO): protein phosphorylation
Molecular function (GO): ATP binding; protein kinase activity
Source: RefSeq, a predicted model, not a curated record
CAGAGAUCCUCACCUCAGUCUUCUUCUUCCUUAGCAUAAGCCUCAACUGGUGAUGAAUUUUCCCACGCAACAGAUAUGUAAAAAGAAUUUAUUCGAAAAUAGCAAAUUUGAGCUAAUAUGCGUAUAGAAAUUUGAAGAAAAGGAGGUUUUUCCUUUUUUUUUGUUUUUUUAAUUUUUUAAAACUGUAUAUGGAUUUGGUAGAAGGAGUCGGUGAGAGCUCUUCACCGGCGAGGAGUUUUGGUGGUUUCGGAACUUAUGAUAUAAGAAAUGAUGUUUACAAUCGGUUAGUGGAGAGCGGAAAUGAUGAGGCGGUUUCUAAUCCGGAGUUGCGGGAGCAGCUAGAUGUUCACUUCAACAGCUUGCCUGCUAGCUAUGGAUUGGACAUUAAUAUGGAUAGAGUGGAAGAUGUAUUGCUGCAUCAGAAGCUUCUUUCUAUGGCAAGAGAUCCUGAAAAUUGUCCCGUUUUCCAUAUUCGGUUUUUAGAGAAUUUUUGGACCAAGGGAGAUGAUACUGAGGAUCGACAAAUCUUAAGUGUUUAUCCAAAUGCAAAGCCACCUGGUAGUGAUGAUAAUGACGGGAAGUUGCAACUGCAUGAUAGGAAUUCUGUGAAUGACUUUGAACCUUGCUGUAAGCUUGAGGACCUAAACUUGGAUGUUAGAAAGUAUCCCAAUGAGAUGGAGAGGGCAACACCAGCUGAAGAUUUUACCAGAAGGCAGGACGUUUCACAUAUACCAAUCCAUGAAGUAAUAUUUUCAACUGUUGACAAGCCCAAGCUCCUCAGUCAGCUUUCAGCUUUGCUUUCUGAUAUUGGGCUUAACAUCCGUGAAGCUCAUGUGUUUUCCACAACUGAUGGCUACUCUUUAGAUGUUUUUGUGGUGGAUGGAUGGCCUGCUGAGGAUACAGAAGGCUUGACUGAAGAAAUGAGAAAAGCAAUAGCUAGAAAUUUGGGAUCUUGGUCUGGCUCUACACAUUCCAAGCAUGCUGUGGAAAAAGCUUUACCUGUGGAAGCAAAGCCUGUUGAUUGGGAAAUAGAUACAAGAUUGCUCAAAAUAGGGGAGAAAAUUGCAUCGGGGUCGUGUGGAGACCUGUAUCGAGGAGUUUAUAAAGGUCAAGAUGUUGCAAUUAAGGUUCUCAGAUCGGAGCAUUUGAAUGACACCUUAGAGGAUGAAUUUGCUCAAGAAGUGGCUAUCUUGAGGCAAGUUCAGCAUAAAAAUGUUGUUCGUUUUAUUGGUGCAUGUACAAAAUCUCCUAAUUUUUGGAUAGUUACAGAAUUCAUGCCUGGGGGGAGCCUCUAUGAAUAUUUGCACAAGAACCAUAUUGUGUUGAAGCUCCCACAGCUGCUGAAGUUUGCCAUCGAUGUCUGCAAGGGAAUGGAAUACUUGCAUCUAAACAACAUUAUCCACAGGGAUCUAAAGACAGCAAAUUUGCUGAUGGAUAGUGCCAAAGUUGUUAAGGUAGCUGAUUUUGGUGUUGCUCGAUUUCAAUCUGUUGGGGGUGUGAUGACAGCUGAGACUGGAACAUACAGAUGGAUGGCUCCCGAGGUUAUAAACCACCAGCCAUAUGAUCAGAAGGCAGAUGUAUUUAGUUUUGCGAUUGUUCUUUGGGAGCUCGUGACGUCCAAGAUUCCAUACAACACCAUGACACCCCUUCAAGCUGCCUUGGGAGUCAGACAGGGUCUUCGGCCUGAGCUUCCCAAGGAUGCGCAUCCAAAGCUCUUAAAUAUGAUGCAAAGAUGUUGGGAAGCGAUACCCGAGAACAGACCUUCCUUCUCCAAUAUAAGGGUACAACUCGAACAACUUCUUCAACAGGAAGUUCAGGAACUUCCCGAAGAACCGAAUGGCAGCUGAACAUUGCUUACACUACAUGCUAACGGCCGAAUUUUGCAGUAACUAAUGAGGGAUCCUUUUGUUUUUACCUAGUUCCUGAUACAGAGUGUAUUAACGUCUUCAGGGAAAUUGGACAAUUUUUACAGAGCCACUGGUAUAGGACUGUAGAGUAACGAGAGACAUUGUACCAAGUCUUUUUGAGCGCCCACUAUCAGACAUUAUUGAUCUUGUACAAGGAGGAGGGAUAUAUAAUGCCUUUUGUUUUUCCCUAUA